Drosophila ficusphila is the source of this 1245-nucleotide messenger RNA. It is a transcript of the gene Clic, whose product is annotated as chloride intracellular channel exc-4. Bases 265 to 1050 code for a protein of 261 amino acids. Gene Ontology annotation, biological process: chloride transport. The transcript has 4 exons. The record is from RefSeq and is a predicted model, not a curated record. Gene Ontology annotation, cellular component: cytoplasm; apical plasma membrane. Lineage: Eukaryota; Metazoa; Arthropoda; Insecta; Diptera; Drosophilidae. Gene Ontology annotation, molecular function: chloride channel activity.
CCAAAAACGGUCACUUAAUCGUCAGUACGCUUCAGAGCAGCGCGCAUCAAAUUUUUUUUGACACUGAGAGGAUAGCUUGUUCUUCCUCCUGCCCCCAGUCUACGUGUGUGUGUGUAGUGUGCCCCAGUAUUUGUGCGUAAGCGUGUGUGUGUGUAUUGGCAAAGAAAAUUAGCACAACAAAAGCGAAAAGGAAACGAACACGCACGCACCUCGUCACGCGGAUAAAACUCUUCGAUCCCCGAUCAGAUCAGAUCAGCAAAAGCAAUGUCGUCCGAAGUGGAAGCGCAGCAAAGUCAGGAGACGAACGGUACCAGUAAAUUCGAUGUGCCCGAGAUAGAACUGAUCAUAAAGGCCUCCACCAUCGAUGGCCGACGGAAGGGCGCCUGCUUGUUCUGCCAGGAGUACUUUAUGGACCUCUACCUGCUGGCCGAACUGAAGACGAUCAGCCUGAAGGUGACGACGGUGGACAUGCAGAAGCCGCCGCCCGACUUCCGCACCAACUUCGAGGCCACACACCCGCCCAUCCUCAUCGACAACGGGCUGGCCAUCCUCGAGAACGAGAAGAUCGAGCGGCACAUCAUGAAGAACAUCCCCGGUGGCUACAAUCUGUUCGUCCAGGACAAGGAGGUGGCCACGCUGAUCGAGACCCUCUACGGCAAGCUCAAGCUGAUGCUGGUGAAGAAGGACGAGGCCAAGAACAACGCCCUGCUCUCGCAUCUGCGCAAGAUCAACGAUCACCUGGCCACGCGCAACACGCGCUUCCUCACCGGCGACACCAUGUGCUGCUUCGACUGCGAGCUGAUGGUGCGCCUCCAGCACAUCCGUGUGGCGGGCAAGUACUUCGUCGACUUUGAGAUCCCGACGCAUUUGACGGCGCUGUGGCGCUACAUGUACCACAUGUACCAGCUGGAUGCCUUCACACAAUCGUGCCCGGCUGAUCAGGACAUCAUCAAUCACUAUAAGCUGCAACAGAGUCUCAAAAUGAAGAAGCACGAGGAGCUGGAGACGCCCACGUUUACCACAUCCAUUCCAAUUGAUAUUUCGGAGUAGGUUUCCUAUGGAGCAGAGCCAUGCAGCCACACAUCAACUUAUAGUAUACAGCAACCACAAUAUUUUGGACAACUUUACAACAGCAGCAACUCUGAGGACUAUACAUAGAUGUAUACUUAACGGAUAAACUACCCAUGCAUAUAUUAUAUAUAUAUAUAUAUAUACCUACUAUAUAUAACGAGUACAUAACAAGCA